Molecule: messenger RNA, 2645 nt
Organism: Erinaceus europaeus (western European hedgehog)
Lineage: Eukaryota; Metazoa; Chordata; Mammalia; Eulipotyphla; Erinaceidae
Gene: FOXJ1
Product: forkhead box J1
Exons: 3
Coding region: 385-1647 (420 amino acids)
Biological process (GO): regulation of DNA-templated transcription
Molecular function (GO): sequence-specific DNA binding; DNA-binding transcription factor activity
Source: RefSeq, a predicted model, not a curated record
UUACGGGGGCGGGGCGUCGCCAUGGCAGCCGGAGAAGCCUUCCGAGCGGCUACUUAUUGCGGGUCCGGCCGCCGCUGGCGUUCAGAUAGGUGCCGUCGGGCGGGAGGGGGGAGCGAAGAAAGACGCUGGAGGAGCCCUCGAACGGAGGCCAGAGAGUCGCAGGGGGGUGGAGGAACUACUUCCAGAACCUUCCUUAGGCCCGGGCUGCGCUCUGAACCGGGAGCCACAGACCCACCCGGAGGAGGCCGGCGACCCCCGCGUCGCGGGAUGGAACUGCGCACCCGGGAGGCGGUGUAACCCGAGCCUCGGGUCGGCGGGUCGCCCUAGGCUCUGCUCGGCUCAGCCCGUGGAUGCUGACCGCCCCCUCGGAGAGUCCCCGCAGACAUGGCAGAGAACUGGCUGCGCCUCUCGGGAGCCGUAGCGGCGGAGGAGGCCGGGCUGGAGGGCGGCCUGGAGGAGCCCGACGCCCUGGACGACAGCCUGACCAGCCUGCAGUGGCUGCAGGAGUUCUCCAUCCUCAACGCCAAGGCCCCCGCCCUGCCCCCGGGGGACACUGACCCCCACGGCUACCACCAGGUGCCCGGCUCGGCGGCGCCCGGGUCCCCCCUGGCGGCCGACCCCGCCUGCCUGGGGCAGCCGCACACGCCCGGCAAGCCCACGUCGUCGUGCACGUCGCGGAGCGCGGCCCCGGGGCUGCAGGCCCCGCCCCCCGACGACGUGGACUACGCCACCAACCCGCACGUGAAGCCGCCCUACUCCUACGCCACGCUCAUCUGCAUGGCCAUGCAGGCCAGCAAGGCCACCAAGAUCACGCUGUCGGCCAUCUACAAGUGGAUCACGGACAACUUCUGCUACUUCCGCCACGCUGACCCCACCUGGCAGAAUUCCAUCCGCCACAACCUGUCCCUGAACAAGUGCUUCAUCAAAGUGCCCCGCGAGAAGGAUGAGCCGGGCAAGGGGGGCUUCUGGCGCAUCGACCCCCAGUAUGCAGAGCGGCUGCUGAGCGGGGCCUUCAAGAAGCGGCGGCUGCCCCCGGUGCAUAUCCACCCGGCCUUUGCCCGACAGGCCCGGCAGGAGCCCAGCGCUGCCCCCUGGGCUGGGCCGCUGACCGUGAACUCUGAGGCUCAGCAGCUUUUGCGGGAGUUUGAGGAGGCCACAGGGGAUGCGGGCUGGGGUAGCGGCGAGGGCCGUCUGGGGCACAAGCGCAAACAGCCCCUGCCCAAACGGGUGGCUAAGAUCCCGCGGGCCCCCAGCACCCUGCUGCUCACCCAAGAGGAGCAGAGCGAGCUGGAGCCCCUCAAGGGCAACUUUGACUGGGAGGCCAUUUUUGAUGCAGGCACCCUGGGUGGGGAGCUGGGUACCCUGGAGGCGCUGGAGCUGAGCCCCCCUCUGAGCCCUGCCUCACACGGAGACGUGGACCUCACCGUCCAUGGCCACCACAUCGACUGCCCCGCCACCUGGGGGCCAGGAGAUCAGGCCGCUGACAGCCUGGACUUCGAUGAGACCUUCCUGGCCACAUCCUUCCUGCAGCACCCCUGGGACGAGAGUGGCAGUGGCUGCCUGCCCCCCGAGCCACUCUUUGAGGCCGGGGACGCCACCCUGGCCGCAGAGCUGCAAGACUGGGCCAGUGUGGGCGCCUUCUUGUAAGAGACCAGGCCCCACCCCAGCUCUGGACUGCGCCCAAGUCAGGGCCUAGACUACCCCCCAACACUGGGCCACAAACACCCCACCCCACCCCGGGCCGGGUCUAGACAGGGUCUCCCAAGAGGCUGACUCUAUGAGACCACACCACCACCACCACCACCACCACCACCCCCCACCACCACCUGUUUGAUUCAAGCCAGGGAGUCUGAGAACUGGGGGUGCAGGACCAAAAUGACUGCCUCCCUUUCCCGGCUCCCCCAUACACACAGUGUUUCAUUGGUCCUCAUCUUCCCUGCCCCUGGGGACCCUGCACUUUGGGACCCUGCACCUGGCUUGGAAGGACGCUGGUCAGGCUUAAGGAAUAUAGUAUGGCCACCACAGACUACACCAGCUCCGCUCGCUCCCCCACUUCCCUCCCCAGGUCUCUAUCCAGAGAAAGUUCCCAGGUACAACAAAUGCUAAUUAAGUGACAGCAAAUUAAGCCCUGGAGGCUUCUCCCGGCAAAGCCUCCCUGGGGUUGGGUUGGCCUUGGAUGGGUUGAGGCUGGGGGGGAUGGGACCCAAGAGGAGAUAGGUAAAGGUGGAGAGCAGGUCAUCGGCCUUCUGAUCCCAUAUCCGGAGGCAGGGCAGGGGGUGUAAAUCCCUAAUCUUGGAGCCCAAAUGGGUUGAGAGCAGCAGGGAGUUGGGGUGCUGGGGUGUUGGGGGCAGAAGCUGCGGAGGGGAGGGGAACAGAAAGACUAAUUUAGUGAGUGUAGCUAUUGCUGAGGCUUAAUUGGGAGGGACUCAGACCUUGCUAGAACCUCUGGGACCAGGAAGGGGGGGAGUCACCCCCAACCCUGCCUGCACUUGUGGGGGCGAGUGUCUUGCUCCACCCUGAGCCCCCCAGGCUUCGUCCCAUCCGACAUCCACCCUCCUGCCCCAUGGAGCAAUUUAACCUUUUUUCAUGGAAAGUUAUUUACAAUAAAAAAAGUUUUAAAAAUAAAGUUUUUUAAAGUCUGCAAA